This is a messenger RNA of Penaeus vannamei (Pacific white shrimp), 1056 nucleotides long. The record is from RefSeq and is a predicted model, not a curated record. Lineage: Eukaryota; Metazoa; Arthropoda; Malacostraca; Decapoda; Penaeidae.
AUGCGGGUUAUGAGGGUUUAUGAGGGUUAUGAAGGUUUCAUGUGGGUUAUGAGGUUCCAUGUGGUUAUGAGGGGUUUUAUGAGGGUUAUAAGGGGGUUCAUUAAGGGUUUCAUGAGGGUUAUGAGAGGUUUCAUGAGGGAUCAGAUCACCUUUGGUCCGCGAAGAGUUCCCGACGCGCUGUGGUCGAGUCUUACUUGUGGUCUUCCUGUGGGUCAGAGAGGGACCCCGAUGAGUAUUGGGGGAGAUGUGGAUUUUAAAGUAAUUAAUGACGAUGGAGUUCGCAAUCCGGAUACUGGGAGUAACAGUGAUAAUGGAAAUGUACCAAAACAAGCCAUUCGGGCAAGCACAAAACAAGUCCCCAGCAAGCGCAAACAAGCCCUCAGGAAGCACAAAACAAGACCCCAUCAAGCACAAGCAAGCACAAACAAGCCCUCAGGAAGCACAAACCAGGUCCCUAGUAAGCACAAAAUAAGACCCCAUCAAGCACAAACAAGCCCCAGCCAAAACAAGCCCUCAGAAGCACAAAACAAGACCCCAUCAAACACAAGCAAGCACAAACAAGCCUCAGGAAGCACAAACCAGGUCCCUAGCAAGCACAAAAUAAGACCCCAUCAAGCACAAAACAAGCCCUCAGAAGCACAAAACAAGACCCCAUCAAGCACAAGCAAGCACAAACAAGCCCUCAGGAAGCACAAACCAGAUAGACCACCAGCAAGCACAAACAAGCCCCUAUCAAGCAAAAAUAGCCUCCAACAAGUAAAAACAAGCCCCAGCAAGUACAAAACAAAUCCCCCAACAAGCACCAAAAUAGGCCCCCAGCAAGCACAAACAAGCCCCCAACAAGCACAAAACAAAGCAAGCAAAAACAAGCCCCAGCAGGCACAAAAACAAGCACAAGACAAGCACACACAAAAGCCCCCAACAGCACAAAACAAGCCCCCCAGCAAGCACAAACAAGCCCCAGCAAGCAGGCUCGGCCAGCGGCGGCGGCCGGAACGACCUCAUUCCCGGCGAGUGCUUGUUAAUGCCGCCAUCGCCCGGGAAGGGGAUGUUUAA